UGUCCUGUGCGCACGCAUCGCGCACGCCGGCGCCUUCCUUUGGGAGCCCGGGCCCGCGGGGCGGGCGCGCGGCAAAUGGAGGGGGUGCUCGCCGAAGCGCUGCUGUCGCAGAGCCGGGACCCUCGGGCCCUGCUUGGGGCGCUGUGCCGCGGGGAGGCGUCCGCGGAACGCGUGGAGACACUGCGCUUCCUUCUGCAGCGGCUCGAGGACAAGGAGGCGCGCAGCGGCGGGGGUGGAGGCGCGCUCCCGGAGGCGGCGCGCGAGGUGGCCGCCGAGUACCUCGUGCCGCUGCUGCGGAACCUGCGCGGGCGCCCGGCGGGCAGCCCUGACCCGGGUCUGCCGCCGCGCCACCGCCGGCGCGUGCUGAGGGCGGCGGGCGCGGCUCUGCGCUCGUGCGCCCGCCUGGCCCGGGGUCCACAGCUGGCGACCGCGCUGGCGGAGGAGGCGCUGCGCGAUCUGCUCGCGGGGUGGCGCGCGCCUGGCACCGAGGCUGCGGUGGAGGUGCUGGCGGCCGUCGGGCCCUGUUUGCGGCCCCGCGACGACGGGCCACUGCUGGAGCGCGUGGCGGGCGCCGCCGUCUCCCUGGCGCUGGGCGGGGGCGGGGACGGGGAUGAGGCCGGGCCCGCGGAGGACACGGCGGCGCUGGUGGCCGGGCGACUGCUGCCGGUGCUGGUCCAGUGCGGCGGGGCGGCCCUGCGGGCAGUGUGGGGCGGGCUGGUCGCGCCGGGGACGUCCCCGGGGCCGGGCCACGUAGAGGCGAAGCUGCUGGUCCUGAGCGCCCUUGCGGAGAAACUGCUGCCCGAGCCGGGCGGCGACCGCGCCCCCGGCACGCGGGAGCCGGGCCCAGACGCCCGGCGCUGCUGGCGCUUCUGGAGGACGGUGCAGGCGGGGCUGGGCCACGCGGACGCCCUGACGCGCAAGCGAGCGCGCUACCUGCUGCAGAGGGCGGUGGAGGUGUCGGCGGAGCUGGGAGCCAACUGCACCUGCGGGCCCCAGGAAGGAAACGUAGAGACGGGAUUUCUCCAUGCUGGUCAGGUUGGUGUGGAACUCCCGACCCCAGGUGAUCCGCCCGCCUCGUCCUCCCAAAGUGCUGGGAUUGCAGGCUUGAGCCACGGUGCCCGCCCUCAUCAGAGAUUUUGCCCAAGUUUGUUUUGGUGGUCUGAGAAGAAAAAAGAUGAGCUUCUGAAGUUUUGGGAAAAUUAUAUUUUAAUUAUGGAGACUUUAGAAGGAAAUCAGAUACAUGUUAUAAAGCCAGUUUUACCAAAGCUGAACAAUCUGUUUGAAUAUGCGGUAUCAGAGGAACAUGCAUAUUGGCUCUUUCACCCAUCCUGGCAUAUGUGUAUUUAUAAAAGAAUGUUUGACAGUGAAAACAAAAUCCUGACCAAAGAAGGUGUUAUCCACUUUUUGGAGCUAUAUGAAACAAAGAUUCUUCCAUUUUCACCAGAAUUUUCUGAGUUUGUUAUUGGACCACUAAUGGAUGCACUUUCAGAGAGCUCUCUGUAUAGCAGGUCCUCAGGCCAGCCAAUAGGAAGCUGUUCUCCAUUGGGAUUGAAAUUACAGAAGUUUUUAGUUGCUUAUAUUUCUCUUCUUCCAGAAGAAAAAAAGAGUAGCUUCUUAUUGAAGUUUAUUCGGAAGAUGACAAGUAGACAUUGGUGUGCUGUUCCCAUUUUGUUUCUAUCUAAGGCUUUGGCAAACGUGCCAAGAUACAAGGCCCUGGGUAUAGAUGGGCUUCUUGCUCUCAGGGACGUUAUUCAUUGCACUAUGAUCACACAUCAAAUUCUCCUGAGAGGGGCAGCCCAAUGCUACCUUCUUCAGACAGCUAUGAAUUUGCUGGAUGUGGAGAAAGUGUCACUUUCUGAUGUCUCAACUUUUCUCAUGUCUUUGAGACAAGAGGAAUCCUUAGGACGAGGAACUUCAUUGUGGACAGAGCUGUGUGACUGGCUACAUGUUAAUGAGAGCUAUUUUAAGCCAUCCCCACUGUGUAGCUCCAUUGGACUUCAGAAGACAUCUUUAAAUGCUUAUGUGAAGAACCUUGUUCAAGAGUAUGUUAAGUCAUCUGCUUGGGAAACGGGAGAAAACUGCUUUAUGCCUGACUGGUUUGAAGCCAAGCUUGUUUCUCUGAUGGUCUUGCUGGCUGUGGAUGUGGAAGGAAUGAAGACUCAAUAUAGUGGAAAGCAGAGAACAGAGAAUGUAUUGCGGAUAUUCUUAGAUCCUCUUCUGGAUGUGCUUAUGAAGUUUGGAACUAAUGCCUACAUGCCCUUGCUGAAGACUGACAGAUGCCUCCAGUUGCUGUUGAAGCUGUUGCAUACAUGCAGGUUGAAAGGUUCCUGUGCCCAAGAGGAUGAGGUGUUUACUGUUCUUCAGAACUUUGUCAUGUCUACUACAGAGAGCAUUUCUGAGUUUAUUCUCAGAAGACUUACCACGAAUGAGCUGAAUAGGGUUUCAGAUCUGGAUCGUUGCCAUUUAUACCUGAUGGUGUUAACCGAGCUUAUAAAUCUGCAUUUGAAAGUUGGGUGGAAAAGGGGUAACCCUAUUUGGAGAGUUAUUUCUCUUUUGAAAAAUGCAUCCAUUCAGCAUCUUCAAGAGAUAGACAGUGGACAGGAGCCAACGCUUGGAAGUCAGAUUCAGAGAGUAGUGAGCAUGGCUGCCUUGGCCAUGGUGUGUGAGGCCAUAGACCAGAAGCCUGAGCUGCAGCUGGACUCUCUCCAUGCUGGGCCCAUGGAAAGCUUCCUUUCCUCUCUUCAGCUCAAUCAGACACUGCAGAAGCCCCAUGCAGAGGAGCAGAGCAGCUAUGCUCACCGCUCGGAGUGCAGCAGUGUUUUGGAAGAAUCAUCAUCUUCCCAAGGAUGGGGAAAAAUAGUUGCACAGUAUAUUCAUGAUCAGUGGGUGUGCCUCUCUUUCUUGUUGAAAAAAUAUCACACCCUUAUACCAACCACAGGGAGUGAAAUUCUGGAACCAUUUUUACCUGCUGUUCAGAUGCCAGCAAGGACUUUGCAGUCUGCACUGGAAGCCCUCACAGUUCUUUCUUCUGAUCAAGUUUUACCGGUGUUCCAUUGCAUGAAAGUGUUGGUUCCCAAGCUUCUGACCUCCUCUGAAUCACUCUGCAUAGAGUCUUUUGACAUGGCUUGGAAAAUUAUAUCUUCUUUAAGCAACACUCAGCUGAUAUUCUGGCCUAAUUUGAAAGCUUUCGUUCAGUUUGUUUUUGAUAACAAAGUUCUUAGCAUUGCUGCCAAAAUCAAGGGCCAGGCAUAUUUCAAAAUAAAAGAGAUUAUGUACAAGAUAAUUGAAAUGUCUGCUGUAAAAACUGGAGUCUUCAAUACACUGAUAAGUUACUGCUGCCAGUCUUGGAUACUGUCUACUUCAAAUGUGUCUCAAGGAUCUUUAUCAAGUGCUAAAAAUUAUAGUGAACUUAUCCUUGAGGCUUGUACAUUUGGAACUGUGUUUAGGCGUGAUCAAAGACUUAUUCAGGAUGUACAGACCUUCAUAGAAAACCUUGGACAUGACUGUGCAGCAAAUACUGUUACGGAAAAUACUAAGAGAGAAGACCAUUAUGUGAGAAUUUGUGCUAUCAAAUUCCUGUGUUUAUUAGAUGGCUCCAAUAUGUCCCACAAGUUGUUUAUGGAGGAUCUUGCAAUCAAGCUGUUAGAUAAAGAUGAAUUAGUGUCCAAGUCCAAAAGACGCUACUAUGUGAAUUCUCUACAGCACAGAGUGAAAAACCGCAUAUGGCAGGCUCUGCUUGUACUUUUCCCUAGACUUGAUCAGAAUUUCCUGAAUGGAAUUAUUGACAGGAUAUUCCAGGCUGGUUUCAUCAAUAAUCAAGCUUCCAUAAAAUAUUUUAUAGAAUGGAUUAUUAUAUUGAUUCUUCAUAAAUUCCCUCAAUUUCUUCCAAAGUUCUGGGAUUGUUUUUCUUAUGGUGAAGAAAAUCUUAAAACAAGCAUUUGCACAUUUUUAGCAGUCCUGUCACAUUUGGACAUUAUUACUCAAAAUAUUCCAGAAAAGAAGCUCACUCUGAAGCAAGCCCUUGUUGUUGUGCUGCAGUGGUGCUUCAGUCACAAUUUCAGUGUUCGACUGUAUGCUUUAGUUGCUCUUAAGAAACUCUGGACCAUGUGUAAAGAGUUACAUGUUGAAGAAUUUGAUGCCCUGACCCCUGUGAUUGAAUCCAGCCUCCAUCAAGUGGAAAGCAUGCAUGGAGCAGGGAAUGCCAAGAAGAAUUGGCAACACAUCCAGGAGCAUUUCUUUUUUGCAACAUUUCACCCACUCAAGGAUUAUUGUCUAGAGACCAUAUUUUACAUCCUUCCACGCCUUUCCGGCCUCAUUGAAGAUGAAUGGAUCACCAUUGAUAAAUUUAUCAGAUUCACUGAUGUUCCUUUAGAUGCGGGAUUUCAGUGGUACCUUUCUCAAACUCAACUUAGUAAACUAAAACCAGGUGACUGGUCUCAGCAGGACAUAGGUGCGAAUUUGGUUGAAGCAGAUAACCGAGCAGAGUGGACCGACGUUCAGAAGAAGAUUAUCCCAUGGAACAGUCGUGUUCCUGAGUUAGACCUGGAGCUCCUGUUUCAGGAUCGUGCUGCCAGACUUGGAAAGUCAAUUAGUAGACUAAUCGUUGUGGCCUCGCUCAUUGACAAACCAACCAAUUUAGGAGGACUGUGCAGGACCUGCGAGGUGUUUGGGGCUUCCGUGCUCGUUGUAGGCAGUCUUCAGUGUAUCAGCGACAAACAGUUCCAGUACCUCAGUGUCUCUGCAGAACAGUGGCUUCCUUUAGUGGAGGUAAAACCGCCUCAGCUAACUGCUUAUCUGCAGCAGAAGAAAACAGAAGGUUAUACCAUCAUUGGAGUGGAACAAACUGCCAGAAGUUUAGACCUAACCCAGUAUUGCUUUCCUGAGAAAUCUCUACUCUUGUUGGGAAAUGAACGUGAGGGAAUUCCAGCAAAUCUGAUCCAGCAGUUGGACGUUUGUGUGGAAAUUCCUCAGCAGGGCAUUAUCCGCUCACUGAAUGUCCACGUGAGUGGAGCCCUGCUGAUUUGGGAGUACACCAGGCAGCAGCUGCUCUCACACGGAGACACCAAGCCGUGAUGUGCAUCUCAGUAAACCACGGGUGCUGUUGAAAGUUUUUUUUAAAAAAACUAUUUGGACUAAAGAAACAGAUUCUGAAAUUUACUGUUAUAAUUUGUAUUUCUUAUUUCUUGCCAUAUAAUGCCAAAAGUUUAUCAUGUGCCUUAAAUAUAUUACUAUAUAUUUUCUCCUUUAAUAAACACUUUCUGUUAAAUUGUAUUGUUUAUUUAAUAAAAUAAGCAAUUGUGGAAAUAAAA
Molecule: messenger RNA, 5309 nt
Organism: Callithrix jacchus (white-tufted-ear marmoset)
Lineage: Eukaryota; Metazoa; Chordata; Mammalia; Primates; Cebidae
Source: RefSeq, a predicted model, not a curated record